This is a messenger RNA of Cutaneotrichosporon cavernicola, 762 nucleotides long. RefSeq lists its product as uncharacterized. Lineage: Eukaryota; Fungi; Basidiomycota; Tremellomycetes; Trichosporonales; Trichosporonaceae. The transcript has 3 exons. The record is from RefSeq and is a predicted model, not a curated record. The coding region runs from base 1 to 762 and encodes 253 amino acids.
AUGAACAAGGCCCGCGUCCUAGUGCACCACCUGCAGAACUCUCGCUCCGCCCGCGUCCUCUGGGCGCUCGAGGAACUAGGCGAACCCUACGACGUGCGGGUCCACUAUCGCACGAAAGGCUGGUUCGCAGGAAGCUCGCUGCGUGACGUAUCUCCUCUUGGCAAGAGUCCGGCGGUCCAGAUGGACGGCAAGACACUCACUGAGAGCGCGGCGAUUCUGGGUACGCUUCUCCGUACCUUUCCCUCUCCCUCUACUGAGAAUGAGCCAUCACCCAACAGUCUGUUUUGGAGCCAUUUCUCCGAAGGAUCCCUCAUGCUGUAUUUACAGCCGGCGCGCUUUGCUACCCUCGGCAUGAGGCAGAUUCUCAAGGAGGAUGGACUUAAUCGGGAUACGACCAAGGGUGUCAAGAUGAUGAACGACUGGUUCCAGAAUUGGGCAAGGGAACAUGCUACCGGCGCCCUGGGAGAGGCUGAGACUUGGCUUGCGGGACACGAGCUGUUUUCUGGUAGCGACAAGCUUGGACUUGGCGACUUCAUGAUGUUCUUCCCCCUUAACAGUAUUGCUCAUGGGCGCGCCAGGCCCAAUGCGCCGAGGCUGUACCAACUUGGGCCGGCCACCGACGCAUGGGUCGAGCGUAUGCGUGCGCGUCCCGCCUUCCAGGCUGCGCUGGCCCGCAUGAAGGAGGAGGAGGAGGGGCAGAAGCCCGCCGAGAUGCGUGAGGCUGAGGCGCGAAAGCGGGCGGAGGAGGCCACCAUUUGGUAG